CUUUAUCCCUGGACUGUUUAUAGAAACGCUUUUGAAUCAGCAUCAACGUGUGUAUACAAAACAAAAAGAAGCUGAAUGCUGUCCAGUUUGUCAGCCAUGAUGUCCCAUGGAUUUAAAAGUAGUAAGCAAGACUUCACAUUUGGACCAUGGAAAGUUACUGCUGCAAAAACCCACAUCAUGAAAUCUAAAGACAUUGAACGCCUAGCUGAGGAGAUGCACAUGCCAUCCCUCCCUGAGAUGUUGUUUGGGGACAAUGUGCUGUGCAUUCAGCACACAGAUGGCUUCGGGAUCGAGUUCAAUGCCAUCGAUGCCCUGAAGCGUGUCAACAACAUGCAAGACUCUGUAAAAGUGGCUUGCGCACAAGAGUGGCAGGAAAGCCGUGCUGAUUCAGAACACUCCAAAGAGGUGGUCAAACGCUAUGACUGGACGUACACCACAGAUUACAGAGGCACCUUGUUAGGUGACGACUUGAAGAUAAAGGCGACACCCACGACAGAGCGCAUUGACAUGGAGAAGCUGAAAGCACGAGAGCAGAUCAUGUUCUUCGAGGAUGUUCUGCUGUUUGAGGACGAGCUCCACGACCACGGGGUCUCCAUGAUCAGCGUGAAGAUUAGGGUGAUGCCCACCAGUUUCUUUGUACUGCUGCGGUUCUUCUUACGAGUGGAUGGAGUUCUGAUCCGAAUCAAUGAUACUCGGGUGUAUCAUGAGGCUGGUAAGGAUUACAUGCUGAGAGAGUUCACUACUCGAGAAAGCAAAAUUUCAGGACUACAGCAUGUUCCACCUGCUCUGUUCACCGACCCCAACGAGAUCUCCCAGCACUUACCCCUAAAGCUGACGGAGUGCGAGAAGCUGGAGUUUCCUGAGACAGGGUCCACGGACGCGCCACAGUGACGGACGCAGCGAUCCGGACAGGCAAAGCAGGGGGAGGAGGAGGUGUGAGUCCAAAGCUCAGUGGCUUCAUCCAGACUCUUCAGCGUGGCCGUGGGGAGAUCUAGGCAGAGUUGCCCCACUCUUGAAUGACUUCAGCACCUCAGACAUGGAAGAGCCACAAAAGACUUUCUGAAACACAAGAAACUCCAAACCAAGCCCCUCUCCAAAAACCCAAGAGUAGACGGAACUUCACGUUAGCGUAGUCAAGGGUCUUUUGUUUGAGAUUUGCGAAACACUUGCGUCAUGAGCACUUGUAAAAGAAAUGUCCUCGUUAUUUGUACUUAAUCAAAUGUAAAAGAAUGAUACAUAUUGAUCUGCAUUUUUCUGAGGAAAUCCAGUAACUUGGGGUAAAGACUUUAUAAAUCACAAAAUUGAUCUUGGCAUUUUGAAGUGGAAGUCUUUUUAUUUCCAUGUAUUGAUCCUUAUGAUAUAACAUGCAGGUAGUGGAUGCCUACUCAAACUACUGGUAAUCUGGGUCAUUCGUGCAUACUGUAAAAUUGAUGUAUACAAUUAUCAGCCGUCACAAAA
Molecule: messenger RNA, 1458 nt
Organism: Megalops cyprinoides (Indo-Pacific tarpon)
Lineage: Eukaryota; Metazoa; Chordata; Actinopteri; Elopiformes; Megalopidae
Gene: tiprl
Product: TIP41, TOR signaling pathway regulator-like (S. cerevisiae)
Exons: 8
Coding region: 76-891 (271 amino acids)
Biological process (GO): TOR signaling
Cellular component (GO): cytosol
Source: RefSeq, a predicted model, not a curated record